Messenger RNA from Monopterus albus (swamp eel), 2906 nucleotides. RefSeq names its product protein tyrosine phosphatase receptor type Ea (gene ptprea). The record is from RefSeq and is a predicted model, not a curated record. Bases 635 to 2683 code for a protein of 682 amino acids. The transcript is spliced from 21 exons. Gene Ontology annotation, biological process: protein dephosphorylation. Gene Ontology annotation, molecular function: protein tyrosine phosphatase activity. Lineage: Eukaryota; Metazoa; Chordata; Actinopteri; Synbranchiformes; Synbranchidae.
GGGUGAUUUCAUUCCACAGCUCAUACGUAGAAUGUUAUUAUAACUGGGACCAAAUCAAGCCCAAACUAUAAAACCCAAACCAUUUCCAAAGUGACUUGAGGACAAGCAGGAGAAGGGCAGGUGUCCUGUGGAGGCGCACAUGUUGUAAUGAGGUUUGCGUCCAGAGCGUGGCUCCCUUUCUUCGCGCAGCGCACGGAGCAGCCGUGUGGCCGCUGUCAUCCAGCUCUGUUGUGUUGGAGUAAACACAAACUCCUCCUUCCCGCUGACAGGCGACAACGCUGAAACGCCGCCUCGUCUUUUCCAAGACAGUCUGCGCUCAGGACUAAACGCUUAAGCCGUCAAGGUGGUGAGCAGCAUCCCUCUAAGGCUUGCAGUGCUGCUUCACAAAUUCUUGGUGAGCCGCUGCUGGAAGUGAAACACUGAGGCCAGUCACUCUCCUCCGCCCGGAUCCAGGGAGCAUCCAUCCACACUGGGCUGUGGGAGCUGACCUUUCCCUCGCUACCUCCACCAUCUGUCCAACCUCCCACUGAAGAUGAUGACAGCAAUGUGACGAAUGUACUAAGUCUUCACCAUGUGACCUGCUAUUAUGGAUCUAAGAAUUGGCAUACAUUGAAUCAACACUCAUCAAGUCACAAUGGUCCCACUACUGUUUUUGGUGGUAACCACAACAUCACCUAAUUCCAGUAGCAAUAGCAACCAUACACAAGAAGAUGCAACAUCCCACAGCCACCACAUCCUCCCCACCAUGCUGGUCCUGUCCCUGCUGCUGCUCGUCAUCGCGCUAUUAGCCUGGUACUUCCUCAGGUUAAAAGGCCAGAAAAAACCUGUUGUCACAGCAGUUGACAAGAAAAUACUGAAUGGCAUCCUGGAGGAGCAAGAACAACAGACGGUGGUCCUUCUGCCCAGAUCCCCUUCAGCCCCCAAGACCUACCUCCCCAUCCCGGUGGACCACCUCGAGGAGGAGUACAGGCUCCGCUCAGCUGAUGAUGGCAAGCUCUUCAGGGAGGAGUACAACUCCUUGCCAGGAGCCAACGCCCAUGGGACGUAUGAGGAGGCUAACAAGGACGACAACAAGGAGAAGAACAGAUACCCCAACAUUCUUCCCUAUGACCAUUCCAGAGUGGUGUUGACUCAGCUGGAUGGAAAUCCCUGUUCAGACUAUGUGAAUGCUUCUUACAUUGAUGGUUACACAGAAAAGAACAAAUUUAUAGCAGCACAAGGCCCAAAAGAAGACACUGUAGCAGAUUUCUGGAGGAUGAUAUGGGAGCAGAAAGUAGCGACUGUUGUCAUGCUGACAAACCUGAAAGAAAGAAAAGAAGACAAGUGUUGCCAGUACUGGCCAGACCAGGGCUGUUGGACCUAUGGGAAUGUCCGGGUGGCGGUAGAAGACUUCACUGUCCUGGUGGACUACACCAUACGCAAGUUCUGUGUACAAUAUCAAGCUAGCGAUGCUGCCAAGACUCCCCGGCUAGUGACCCAGCUCCACUUCACCAGUUGGCCUGAUUUCGGAGUUCCCUUCUCCCCCAUCGGCAUGCUCAAGUUCCUCAAAAAGGGCAAGGCGGUGAAUCCACCCUUCUCUGGGCCUAUUGUGGUUCAUUGCAGCGCUGGUGUUGGGAGGACUGGAACCUUCAUUGUCAUAGAUGCCAUGAUUGACAUGAUGCAUGCGGAGCAGAAAGUUGAUGUGUUUGGGUUUGUCUCUAAGAUACGAGAACAGCGCUCACAGCUCAUCCAGACAGAUAUGCAGUACUCAUUCAUCUACCAGGCUCUGCUCGAAUACUACCUCUAUGGAGACACUGAGCUUGAUGUGUCAUCUUUGGAGGGACAUCUGCACAAACUGCACAACACCUUCACAGAGGGUGACCGGGUUGGCCUAGAAGAAGAGUUCAAGAAACUGACCAAUAUGCGAAUAAUGAAAGAGAACAUGAGAAUGGGGAACCUUCCUGCCAACAUGAAGAAGAACAGAGUCCUGCAAAUUAUUCCAUAUGACUUCAACAGAGUAAUUCUCUCCAUGAGAAGAGGUCAGGAGUUCACGGAUUACAUCAAUGCAUCUUUUAUAGAUGGCUACAGACAGAAGGACUACUUCAUUGCCACCCAGGGCCCUCUGCCACACACAGUGGAGGAUUUCUGGAGAAUGGUGUGGGAAUGGAAAUGUCACUCCAUUGUCAUGCUCACCGAGCUCCAAGAGAGGGAGCAGGACAAAUGUUGCCAAUAUUGGCCCACAGAGGAGUCAGACACCUAUGGAGACUACACCGUAGAGCUGAAGGGAGACACUUUGUGUGACACCUUCAGCCUACGGGACUUGGUACUCACAUUUACCCGGGAGAAGCAGACGAGGGUGAUCAGGCACUUCCACUUCCACGGCUGGCCAGAGAUUGGCAUCCCCGCCGAGGGGAAAGGCAUGAUCGACAUCAUCGCCUCAGUGCAGAGACAGCAGCAGCAGUCUGGGAACCAUCCCAUUGUCGUACACUGCAGUGCUGGUGCAGGGCGAACAGGUACAUUCAUCGCACUGAGCAAUAUCUUGGAACGCGUCAAGGCAGAAGGGCUGCUGGAUGUGUUCCAAACUGUCAAGAGUUUACGCAUGCAGAGGCCUCAUAUGGUCCAAACAGUGGAACAAUAUGACUUCUGCUACAGGGUGGUACAAGACUUUGUGGACAUUUUCUCAGACUAUGCCAAUUUUAAAUGACAAGAUUUGCCUUAAACAUGGUUUUUAAUAUUGUUUUCUAAAGCUGGUUUGUCAGUUUUAUUCUUUAACUUGGUCAAAUGAUCUAUUUUGCUAUGCACUUGUCCUACCAUUAACAAAUCCCAUCCUCGCUGUAAUAUUAGUCCGUGAAUGAACUGUAAGUAAAAAAAGAAUAAUGUAUAUUUCACAUUAUGUAUUAUUAUUUUGUCAUGAAUUGUUUAAAAUC